Messenger RNA from Vanrija pseudolonga, 2679 nucleotides. It is a transcript of the gene MDM34, whose product is annotated as Mitochondrial distribution and morphology protein 34. Gene Ontology annotation, molecular function: lipid binding. Gene Ontology annotation, biological process: phospholipid transport; mitochondrion organization. Gene Ontology annotation, cellular component: ERMES complex. The transcript has 3 exons. The record is from RefSeq and is a predicted model, not a curated record. Lineage: Eukaryota; Fungi; Basidiomycota; Tremellomycetes; Trichosporonales; Trichosporonaceae. Bases 197 to 2545 code for a protein of 782 amino acids.
GACGACUUCUCAUCUCGACGCGUUAUCUCUCUUUCGACAACACGGCCGUCUUGCAGCUCGACUCCCAAGCAACUCGUGCACGACACACAAAAACACGACAAUGCCCAUCUAGACAUCAACCAGGAUACGUGUAUACCCCGCCCUUGACUCUUGUAUCCCCCACUGUAGCACCUAAUCACCACCACCCACCAUCACCAUGUCCUUUCUCUUCCCCUCAUGGGCCACAGCCUUCUCGGAAGGCUUCUACGACGACGCCAAGGCGAUGCUCGAGACAGCUUUGAACAAGGGCAACAAGCCGCCCGUGAUCCAGGGCCGUAUCGAAGUCGUCGACCUCAACAUGGGCAAGGAGCCCCCGACCCUCACGCUGCUCGAGAUUGGAGACCUCUCACUCGACCGCUUCCGCGGUAUCCUGCGACUAGGAUACCAGGGCGACGCGUGGAUCGAGGUGCGCUGCCGCGUUCAGGCCAACCCGCUAUCGCAUAACCCGAACCUGCUCCCAUCGUCGACGCUGCCCAUCUCAACACCGCUGCUCGCGUCCCAGCCCCUGCUGGUACCAAUGACGCUGCGGCUGUCCAAGCUGCACCUGCGCGCGAUCCUCAUCCUUGUCGUGUCCGCCUCGAAGGGCAUCACGCUCGUGUUCAAAAAUGACCCCUUGCAAAAUGUCGACGUCAGCAGCACGUUUGACAGCGUCGAGGUGAUUCGUGGUUACUUGCAGCAAGAGAUUGAGGGCCAGCUGCGCGAAAUGUUCCGCGAAGACCUGCCGGGUAUCAUCCACCGCCUGUCCCAACGCUGGUUUACCGACUCGAAGACGGCGGGGCACGUCGAGACGCCGUACCGCGAGCCCGAGGCCGCUAAUGCCAGCUACGACGACGACCAGAUGGACGAGUACGACCCGACGUCGGCAGGCACGGAUGUCUUUGGCCCUUCGUCGGCACCCACGACACACUCGACGCCAAGACGGCGCGCGCUGCAUCGCGCCUCGAGCCUCAAGGGGCGCGCGGGGGCGGCCAGCUCGUCCGGCCUGUCCGAGUCGCCGACGAGCUAUACCGUCUUUCCCGAUAUCGAGAACUACGACCCCACGUACGGGCUGCGGCCGGAGGGACUGCCCACGCAUUCGGGCUACGAGGCCUUCGGGCGGCUGUGGGAGAAGAAUCGGAGCGGCGGCGGGCGCGGCCUCGGCAGCUUGAUGGACGGCGGAGGACCGCUCGACUCUCACCGCGGAGGAGGGGACGAGGAGGCGAUCGAGGAGGAGUCCGAGACGGACGAGUACGAGCCUGGAGACGUCGACGACGAGGACGGACGCCCCUUCGACAUGUCGGCGGAUAUGGACGAGCACGGGUAUCCGCACCACCUCAACGGGCACGCCACGCCACCACGGCACGGGCACUCAACCCCACCACGCGUCAUGUCGCCGACCGAGUGGGAGAGCUUCCCAGCCAUUGGGGGCGGGUACAUCACCCGCCCGCGCGUGUACCAUGCCCAGUCGCAGAUUCGCGCGCCGUCCGAGGCUGGCGGCGCGAUGCCCAGUCCUGCAGGUACGGCCGGCACGGCAACUGGCGGGUCGGUCACCGCGCGCGCGAGCUCGAUUGGCGGCGCGUCGACAAUAGGGAGCAUCCGUGGCCGGCCGGCGCAGAGCACCGUGGGGCUGGGGUACGGCGGCAAUGGGCCAGUGCUCGGCCCGAGCCUGCGUCGUGCGGCGACGUCCCACUCGGAUCUCCUGGGCUCGCGUUCGCGCGCCGACUCGCUCGCGACGUUUGCACUACAGCACUCGCAUGCGCUGGCGCACGGCGCGGCACCCACCCCACAGUCGCCGAUGCGCAGCCAGUCUGCGCGGGGCCACGCACGAAGGCCGCCGAGCCCCGGCGGGCGCGCGAGCACGCACGUGUCCCGUGCGAGCUGGGACCAAUCCCGAGGGGGUCCCGAGCGCACGCUGUCGCCACCACCUGUGCGGGCGCCCGCGCCGCGCCCGGUUUCGAUGGACGCUGGGGCGCGGUUACGCUCUGCGACAGAUCCUAUGCCGCCGCAGAUCCGGCACCCGCCACGCGACCGCGCGCCGUCGUUCGGUACCGUGGCAAGCCGUGCCGGCCUGGGGGCAAUCACGCUGCCGCUUAACAACUCGGUGUCGCAGCUGGCAACGCUCAGCCUCUCGGCCAACACGCUGAGCCCGUACGCCCGCGCACACGAGCACAUUGCCGUGCGCAGCUUUCCCCACCUGGGGAGGGGAGCGCCUGGUGCCGCGCCGUCUGGGCCAGCGACGUCGGCAGCGAUCGAGGCGGGCAACGUCAAGGCUAGGCGGAAGCGUAUCUUCCGCGUCGGUUCGUCCAAGCCGCCCAGUCGGGAGGCGAGCCUGUCCCCCGAAGUGGACGAGCGCACGCCCUCGCUCGACUGGGACGAGGAGACGCGGCAUGCCAGCUCGUCGAGCGAGAGUGUCAGUCGCGCGGCGUGGCGCGCGAGCCACAGUGUGCAUAGUGCGCCGAAUGGGCGCCCGGCAGUCGGACGCGCCAGCUCGCGCGGGUCGUACGGCUUCCCCAAGAUCCCAGAGUAGGCGCGGCGUCGGCAUCGCGGCGCGGCGCGGUUGGCCUUUUACCACUCAUCUCUCGUAUCACUUCACCACUUCAUUGUAUCCUGCAUCAUUCAUUGCUACUCUAUAUUGAUCACAUGCAUCGUUGGCUUCCCGAG